Neocloeon triangulifer is the source of this 1262-nucleotide messenger RNA. RefSeq lists its product as uncharacterized. Gene Ontology annotation, biological process: apoptotic DNA fragmentation. Gene Ontology annotation, molecular function: metal ion binding; nucleic acid binding; single-stranded DNA endonuclease activity. The coding region runs from base 18 to 1262 and encodes 414 amino acids. The transcript has 4 exons. Gene Ontology annotation, cellular component: mitochondrial inner membrane; nucleus. Lineage: Eukaryota; Metazoa; Arthropoda; Insecta; Ephemeroptera; Baetidae. The record is from RefSeq and is a predicted model, not a curated record.
UCCUAUCGUUGGCAAACAUGAGGUUAAAGUGUAUGAAUUUGUUUUUCAUAGCCGUACUUUUCGUACAAUCUGGCUCGGCUCACAAACUUUUUAAGAGACAGACCACAGGUUGCUCCAUCAAUCUGGAGACGGACCUGCCCUUGUACCAACCGUUGAUGCUGAAGCAAGGCGCGACCACCAAAGACCUGUACUCGUUCCUUUUGCCCGACCUGCAGGGCAACCUGGUCCUGGCGGCGAACGCGCCCCUGCGCGUGGCGUGCGCCGGCAAGAGCAACGUGAUCGCCAAGCUCGGCGUGGCGGACGCGGGCGCGACCUGCGCCGGCACCAAGAGCCUCAAGAUGAGCACGGGCACCACCCUGAACUCGAUCGACCUGAACUGCACAGGCUUCGUGGCGCACUCGGCCGUCAAGAGCACGACGGAAAAGUGCGAGAUCGCCGGCGACUACGUCGUGAUCAACAUCGGCUUCCAACUGGCCGACGGUUUUUACCCCAUCAUCAAAAUUUGCUUCGACGAGAAAAAUCGGGACGCGAUUUACUCCAAGUAUUUGGAGACGCCGUCCAUCGCCGGACAGAACGUUGCCGAGCAAAGACCGGCCUUUGUCGAGGGCAGCUUUUACCCUGAGUUCACCGUCGACACCAAAUAUUCCAAGACAACACAAAAAACUACCUUUGGCCAAAUUUUGGGCUCUGCAACCCUUGGUACAAAUUACAUCAAAGACAUCGAUUACUACCUGGCGCGGGGACAUUUGGCUGCCAGGUCGGACUUCAUUUACGCCACCCAACAAAGGGCAACCUUCUGGUACAUCAACACAGCCCCCCAGUGGCAGACCUUCAACGGCGGAAACUGGAACACCCUCGAAGACAAUUUGAGAAACUUUGUGGUCCGAUACGGCCGCGAAAUCACGAUGUACGUGGGCACGCACGGCUUGGCCACCCUGCCGGACACCAACGGCCAGCAGAAGGGGCUGUACCUGCACUUUGACCCGACCGGCGCCACCACCCCGAAGAUCAAAGUGCCCGAGCUCUUCUGGAAGGUCAUGUACGACGCGUCGGCCAAGAAGGCCGUUGCCUUUGUGGGGGUGAACAACCCCUACAAGACCAGCGUCACCAAAUUGUGUACGGACGUGUGCAGUAAACUCACCUGGCUCACUUGGCAGCCGACGAACCAGAAAUUAGGGUUCGCUUACUGCUGCGAGCUCAACGACCUCAGGAAAAACGUUCCCUCCAUCCCUGCUCUUGACGCGACCGCUCUACUUGUCUAA